Molecule: messenger RNA, 1542 nt
Organism: Corticium candelabrum
Lineage: Eukaryota; Metazoa; Porifera; Homoscleromorpha; Homosclerophorida; Plakinidae
Product: ran-binding protein 3-like
Exons: 12
Coding region: 44-1396 (450 amino acids)
Biological process (GO): protein export from nucleus
Cellular component (GO): cytoplasm; nuclear pore
Molecular function (GO): GTPase activator activity
Source: RefSeq, a predicted model, not a curated record
UGUAAAAAUUCAGUUCUCGACGUAUGAGAUUGAACACAGCGCCAUGACGGACGACGGUUUGCACAAAGACGGCUCUUCUAAUUCGGAAAAUCGAUCACUUGAGGAUCUAAGAGCUGGCAGGAAGAGACACGCUGACAAGGAACUGUUACAAAAUGAUGUGAGCAGUGGAUCUGACGACGAAAACCUAAAAGAAAACGGAGGUGUGAACUCGACGUCAUCAACAGUGAAUUUUGUUUUAUCAGACUCAUCUAGUAGUGGAAGACUACGAAGCUUUUCACUGGCUGCGCCAAAACUCCAGGCAUCAGCUUCGUUCACAAUUGAAUCGCGAGCAUCACGUUCUGCUUCGAUUGCUGAGAGUGGUUUUGGCAUGUCAGCUGCGAAGAGGUUUGCUUUCAGUGUUUCACAGCCCAAAAAUGCAGAAGCGGAAGGAGAAAGUUGUGCCCCAUCGAAGAGCUCAGAAGUUGCUACAACCAUUAGCAGUGAGAGCACAAGCAACUCAGUGAGUGGUUCGAGUAGAGGGCUUACACCUAGUCGUACAGUCAUCCAGCAUGUCCCGGGAAUGGCUAUGCAAUCGGAGAGUUCAAGUUUUGUGUUUGGUUGUGAUAUGUCGGACAGAGUCACGAAUACACCUACUCAAGCUGCUAAUGAACAAGUAACAUCUGAUGAAGUGAGAAAAGAAGAUGGCUCUUUGAAUAACCACUCUCCUGUAAAUGAAAGCGGAAGUCCUGGUGGCUUAUUUGCACAAGCGUCUUCUCGGCUUUGUGAUGGGGCGGUGGUUGCUUCUGUCACGCCUCCUCCUGUUUUUAAAGUUCCAGAAAUAGUAGAUGUGAAAACUGGUGAAGAGAAUGAUAAGAACAUUUUGCAGGUGCACUGUGUUCUUCACGUUUUUGAUUCGAAGACACACGGAUGGAGUGAACGGGGACGUGGUCUUUUGCGGCUUAAUGACAUGCACCAUCCAAACGAAGAUGGGACUUUCCAGUCUCGUUUAGUGAUGAGAACUGAUGGAAGCUUACGACUGACAUUGAACACAUUGCUGUGGCCUCAGAUGGUGUGUGAAAAGGCAAGUCGUCGAAGUAUUCGAAUCACUGCACUGGAUGCAGCAGGCCAGGGCAUUCGAGUCUUCCUCAUAACGUGUGCGGCCAAAGAUGUGCAUCCUCUUCAUAAUGCUGUCAAUACAAGAUUGAGUGCUCUGAAACUUAGGCAUGCUGUGCUUACUUCCCAGGCUGCUGCAGUAGAUCCGGAUGAUGACAGUGAUAGAGGUGACAAACCCAACUAUGAUGAAACAUCCGGUACGAGUGAUUUGUCUGAAGCAGACAGCGAUGUUGUCAGGAAAGAGACAUUAAACCGAGAGAGACUGGAGAAAGUAGCGUCGGUAUCUGAUCACGAAAAUGACUGAGUGACGUUGCAGUGUGUCACGUGACACGUUUUAUGCUGUAUACAAGUAGAAUUGUUGUAACAUGCUUUAUGAAUUAAAAAAAUUUGAACAGGAUGGUAAGCAAGUGCUUAGAGAUAUUUCGAAUCUUGUAACCAAGAAAUAUACAU